Messenger RNA from Mirounga angustirostris (Northern elephant seal), 2978 nucleotides. It is a transcript of the gene SLC6A4, whose product is annotated as solute carrier family 6 member 4. Gene Ontology annotation, biological process: sodium ion transmembrane transport; serotonin uptake. The transcript is spliced from 14 exons. Gene Ontology annotation, molecular function: serotonin binding; serotonin:sodium:chloride symporter activity. Lineage: Eukaryota; Metazoa; Chordata; Mammalia; Carnivora; Phocidae. The record is from RefSeq and is a predicted model, not a curated record. Bases 350 to 2242 code for a protein of 630 amino acids. Gene Ontology annotation, cellular component: neuron projection; plasma membrane.
GAGCCGCGGCCACGCGCAAACGUAAAGUUUCUGCGGCUCAAAGUGACGCAAAAAUUCUUGAAGAGCUCUUUGGCGGCGGAUAUCUAGAGAUCAGACCAUGUGAGGGCACGAGAGUACAAAUACGGCCGCUCGGGCGCCCGCUCCCGCACAGGCAGCCGCGCCCCCGCUGCCUCGAGGGCGCGAGGGCCGCCCCGCCUCGGAGAGCCCCGGACCAGCCUGCGCACGGACUCCCGCCAGAGUUCUCAAUCCCAUUGAUAUAAAGCUCCAAGGAGAUCCCCAGAUCUGAGCACUGAGAAUUCGGCUCGGGUCCUCAGCAGAUGGGUGUCACCGUCAUCUCCUAGCCAGCAGGAUGGAGACCACGCCCUUAAAUUCCCAGAAGGAGCUAUCAGCGUGUAAGGAUAAAGAAGAUUGUCAGGAAAACGGAGUUCUGCAGAAGGGUGUCCCUGUCCCUGAGGAUAAGGUGGAGUCUGGCCACGUCUCCAACGGGUACUCAGCGGUGCCGAGCCCUGGUGCCGGAGAUGACUCUCAACACUCCAUUCCAGCCACCACCACCGCCCUAGCGGCUGAGGCUCAUCAAGGGGAACGGGAGACCUGGAGCAAGAAGAUGGAUUUCCUCCUCUCAGUCAUUGGCUAUGCCGUGGACCUGGGCAACGUCUGGCGCUUUCCCUACAUCUGUUACCAGAAUGGAGGGGGGGCAUUCCUCCUGCCCUACACGAUCAUGGCCAUUUUUGGGGGGAUCCCACUGUUCUACAUGGAGCUCGCGCUGGGCCAGUACCACCGAAAUGGAUGCAUUUCUAUAUGGAGGAAAAUCUGCCCGAUUUUCAAAGGGAUCGGUUACGCCAUCUGCAUCAUCGGCUUCUACAUCGCCUCCUACUACAACACCAUCAUGGCCUGGGCGCUCUACUACCUCAUCUCCUCCUUCACCGACCAGCUGCCCUGGACCAGCUGCACGAACUCCUGGAACACUGGCAACUGCACCAACUACUUCUCCGAGAACAACGUCACCUGGACGCUGCACUCGACGUCCCCCGCAGAAGAAUUUUACACGCGCCACGUUCUGCAGAUCCAUCGGUCUAAGGGACUUCAGGACCUGGGGGGGCUCAGCUGGCAGCUCACCCUCUGCAUCAUGCUGAUCUUCACUGUUAUCUACUUCAGUAUCUGGAAGGGUGUCAAAACGUCUGGCAAGGUGGUAUGGGUGACAGCCACCUUCCCUUAUAUCAUCCUCUCGGUCCUGCUGGUAAGGGGGGCCACCCUCCCCGGAGCCUGGAGGGGUGUUCUCUUUUAUUUGAAACCCAACUGGCAGAAACUCCUGGAGACAGGGGUAUGGGUAGAUGCUGCCGCUCAGAUCUUCUUCUCUCUUGGUCCUGGCUUUGGGGUCCUAUUGGCUUUCGCUAGCUACAACAAGUUCAACAACAACUGUUACCAAGAUGCCCUGGUGACCAGCGUGGUGAACUGCAUGACGAGCUUCGUUUCCGGAUUUGUCAUCUUCACGGUGCUCGGGUAUAUGGCCGAGAUGAGGAACGAGGAUGUGUCCGAGGUGGCCAAAGAUGCAGGCCCCAGCCUCCUCUUCAUCACGUAUGCAGAAGCCAUAGCCAACAUGCCAGCAUCCACGUUCUUUGCCAUCAUCUUCUUCCUGAUGUUAAUCACGCUGGGCCUGGACAGCACCUUUGCAGGCUUGGAAGGGGUGAUCACAGCCGUGCUAGAUGAGUUUCCGCACAUCUGGGCCAAGCGCCGGGAGUGGUUUGUGCUUGGUGUGGUCAUUACCUGCUUCUUUGGAUCCCUGGCCACCCUGACUUUUGGAGGGGCCUACGUGGUGAAGCUGCUGGAGGAGUAUGCCACGGGGCCCGCCGUGCUCACCGUCGCCUUUAUAGAGGCUGUUGCUGUGUAUUGGUUUUACGGCAUCACUCAGUUCUGCAGUGACGUGAAGGAAAUGCUCGGCUUCGACCCUGGGUGGUUUUGGAGGAUCUGCUGGGUAGCCAUCAGCCCUCUCUUUCUCCUGUUCAUCAUUUGCAGUUUUUUGAUGAGCCCGCCCCAGCUCCGACUUUUCCAGUAUAACUAUCCUCAGUGGAGUAUCAUCCUGGGUUACUGCAUAGGAACCUCGUCUUUCAUCUGCAUCCCCACAUAUAUAGCUUACCGGCUGAUCAUCACUCCAGGGACAUUUAAAGAGCGUAUUAUUAAAGGUAUCACUCCAGAAACAGCGACAGAAAUUCCCUAUGGGGACAUCCACUUGAAUGCCAUAUAACAAGCUUCAGUGAGGGGAAAAUGGCUUCCCAACAACCUCUUCCUCUGGUUCUGACAAGUCAUGCCUCGCCUUCUCCCCUCAGAAUGAACAAAUUUCCAGCUACGCCUGACAAUGGAAGGGCCUUCUUCAUGGAGAGACAGUCCCAAAAGACUAUGGUGCCCAGACCCUUAUGGCCUCCAACUACUUGUUUCUGGGAAAUCUCCUGGACAUAUCACCACGUUAGCUCUAUGACACAGCUAAACUGGACUAUUUUGGACGCGUGAGGGUGUGUAUGGAGGUGAUGGAAGCCACCAUCUAAUCAGUUAGGAUUAGGCUGAGAAGCAAGUUUGUACAAGUCUCCUGUGUCAUUUCUUGUUAUGAUCAUUGGUAUCUGACAUCCAUUGCUUCUAAAGGUUUCACUGUUCAUGAGUGCAUAAACCACGUAGGAGAAAACAGGGAUGCCGUUUUGCUAGCCAUAUAUUUUCUGAGUAGCAUAGAAUUCUGUAGCUGGAAUCUACUAGAACCCUGUAACCCGUGUGCUGUUGUGGAGUCAGCAGAGGGAGAGGUAGAAACUAAAUGGAAAAAUAAUGUAUUCACGUGAGCAUGUGUGUCUGUGUAUACUGUUGUUUCAGUGUAUCCUUGUCUCUAGUCCAAUACUUUGGGCCCAUUACAAACUAUAUGAAUUUCCUCUAAUUUUUCUUACAUUAACAAUUCCACCUACUCAAAUGCGUAUGUAUGUUAUUAUAAGGGUAUCACU